AUGUGGCACCCGCUUGAUAUUCCGGAGGAUGCGAGCAAGCCGUGGACUGACUAUUCGCGCUGGCGAAUGCAGGACACGCGGGAUGGCGCCCACAUCUGGGAGUACUUACGCACCGACGAACAGGUACAGGCCUGGCCGCAAACUGACGCGGACAAGUACUGGACAGGGCAAGCCCUGAACCUGCCUUCCCUACCGAAAGCACGUACUCCAUUGGACGCCGCUCGUAAUGGGUACGACUUCUAUAAGCACCUCCAAGCAAACGACGGACAUUGGGCUGGCGAGUAUGGAGGACCGAUGUUCCUUGUGCCCGGUCUCGUCAUUGGCUCUUACGUCUCCGGCAUGAGUUUCAAAGACGAGGAGCGCCUCGAGAUGAUCCGUUACCUCUUCAAUCAUGCCAACGAGGACGGUGGCUGGGGCUUACACAUUGAAGGGCCUUCGACAUGCUUCGGGACGAGCCUGAACUACAUCGCGUUGAGAUUGCUUGGAUGCCCUGCAGAGCACCCAGUCACGAUCAAGGCGCGUGCAUGCCUGCAUUCGAUGGGUGGCGCGGUAGCUUCUCCAUCGUGGGGCAAGUUCUGGAUGUCGAUCCUUAACGUCUAUGACUGGGAUGGCAACAACCCGAUUCCGGCAGAAGCAUUACUACUACCCUAUUGGCUGCCCGUGCAUCCCGGUCGGUGGUGGGUUCACUGCCGUAUUGUCUUCAUCCCGAUGAGCUAUCUCUACGGGGUGCGAUUCACAGCACCUGAAGACCCUCUCAUUCUCUCACUAAGAGAGGAACUAUAUGUCCAACCAUACGCCUCGAUUGACUGGCCCGCUCAGCGUAACAACUUCUACCAUGUGGACCUCUACUACCCCCACUCCAAAUUGAUGGACCUCAUCAACCUCUUCCUCGGCGCCUACGAAUCUAAUUGUCCCUUCCCGCCCUUGAAACGGGCUGCAUUAGCGCGCGCCUACGAGCUCGUCGUAAUGGAAGACGAAAACACGGGUUACCAGACCAUCGGCCCAGUCAGCAAGAUGAUGAAUCUCGUUGCUCGGGUACACGCCGAGGGCCGCGAGAGCGACGCGUUCAAGAUACACGAGAAGAAGCGCGCGGACUUCCUGUGGCUAGGCGCCGAGGGCCUGAUGAUGUGUGGCACGAACGGCUCGCAGCUCUGGGAUAUCGGCUUCGCGACGCAGGCGCUUGUCGAGACCGGGCUCGCGGAAUUGCCUGAGAACCGCGACAGUUUGGUGAAGGCGCUUGAGUGGCUCGAUCAAUGUCAGAUUCGCGAGAACCCGAAACAUUAUGAGAGCAACUUCCGGCAUAGGUCGAAGGGCGCUUGGCCAUUCAGUACGCGUGAGCAGGGAUUCACUGUGAGCGACUGUACAGGCGAGGGUCUCAAAGCCGUUCUUUACCUUCAAAACCAGCUUGAUUUUACGCCAAAACUUGUCUCGGAGGAGCGCAUGCGCGACGCGGUCGACACGCUGCUGAGCAUGCAGAACCCUGAUGGCGGCUACGCGAGCUACGAACCGGCGCGUGGAUCACCUUGGCUCGAGUACCUCAACCCCGCCGAGGUCUUCGGCAAGAUCAUGAUUGAUUACAACUACGCGGAAUGCACGACAAGCGUGAUUACUUCUCUCUCAAUCUUCAGGAAACACUACCCUCACUACCGAGCCUCUGAGAUUGACAAAACUAUCACAUCGGCCGUGUCGUUCAUUAAGCGCAUCCAAAAGCCCGAAGGAGGGUGGUACGGGUCAUGGGGUAUCUCGUUCACCUACGCGACAAUGUUCGCUUGCGAGUCUCUCCAGCUAGUUGGCGAGACAUACACCAACUCAACAUGUGCGCGCCGAGCGUGCGACUUCUUGUUGAGCCAUCAAAGAGAAGACGGAGGCUGGGGAGAGAGCUUCAAGACCUGCGAGCUGGAGGCUUGGGUCGAGCAUGAGCAGACCCAGGUAGUUCAGACGUGCUGGGCUGCGCUUGCACUGAUGAAUGCGGAGUACCCGCAUCCGGAGCCCAUCGCUAAAGCCGUGAAGCUCGUGAUGAGUCGUCAAUUACCGGACGGUAGCUGGCCGCAAGAGGCCAUCGAAGGCAUCUUCAAUAACUCCUGCGCAAUCUCGUACCCCAACUUCAAGUUUGCGUUUACGAUCUGGAUGCUCGGGCGUGCGCACAAGUAUUUGAAGGCACGAGAUGCGCUGAACCGUGUUAACGCUUGA
Messenger RNA from Peniophora sp. CBMAI 1063, 2190 nucleotides. The record is from the annotation of a GenBank genome assembly. Lineage: Eukaryota; Fungi; Basidiomycota; Agaricomycetes; Russulales; Peniophoraceae.